Notolabrus celidotus (New Zealand spotty) is the source of this 2237-nucleotide messenger RNA. It is a transcript of the gene atxn3, whose product is annotated as ataxin 3. Gene Ontology annotation, biological process: protein deubiquitination. The record is from RefSeq and is a predicted model, not a curated record. NCBI's taxonomy places the organism in Eukaryota, Metazoa, Chordata, Actinopteri, Labriformes, Labridae. The transcript has 11 exons. The coding region runs from base 80 to 1129 and encodes 349 amino acids. Gene Ontology annotation, molecular function: cysteine-type deubiquitinase activity. Gene Ontology annotation, cellular component: nucleus.
CAACCACUAGAGGGCGCUGUUCCAAAUCGUCCCUCCUUUCUGUAGUGAUGAAUGCAACGGGGCCAGAGGUCAGAGUUGAAUGUUUGACAGAAAGCAGAAUAUGGAUUCUAUAUUUCACGAGAAACAAGAGGGCUCUCUAUGUGCCCAACACUGUCUUAACAACCUCCUGCAGGGUGAGUAUUUCACUCCUGUGGAUCUGUCCUCCAUCGCUCAUCAGCUUGAUGAAGAGGAGAGGAUGAGGAUGGCUGAAGGAGGGAUGGGCAGUGAGGAGUACAGGACCUUCUUACAGCAACCAUCUGGAAACAUGGAUGACAGCGGGUUCUUUUCAAUACAAGUAAUUAGCAAUGCUCUAAGAGUGUGGGGCCUGGAGUUAAUCCUCUUCAACAGCCGGGAGUAUCAGAGCCUGAUGAUUAAUCCAAUAAAUGAGAAAGCCUUUAUUUGCAACUACAAGGAGCACUGGUUUACUAUACGCAAACUUGGCCAGCAGUGGUUUAAUCUGAAUUCACUGUUGACUGGACCAGAGUUGAUAUCAGACACCUAUUUAGCCCUUUUCCUUGCACAGCUACAGCAAGAAGGUUAUUCCAUAUUUGUGAUCCGAGGGAACCUUCCUGAGUGUGAAGCAGAGCAGAUCCUAAGGAUCAUGAGAGUGCAGCAGCAGCAGAGGCCGAGGCUUAUUGGAGAGGAAGAGGCCCAGACAAGUGCAGGGAGGUCAGCAGCUCUGAGCCAAGCAGAGGUGGGCUUUCCUCCAGAGGAUGAGGUUGUGGAUGACGAUGAUGAGCUGAAGAGAGCGCUGGCUCUCAGCAGACAGGACAUAGAUGUCGAAGAUGAAGAAGCUGAUCUUCGCAGGGCCAUACAGCUCAGCAUGCAAGGAGCAGUGAUGAGCAACAAGUCAUCAGAGUCUGAAAUGGGAAACGUGAAAUCAGGAAGCACUUCUGGAGGACAAAAAGAAGGCCAGAAUGAGACCCUCACAGCAGAAGAGCUGCGGAGGAGAAGACAAGCUUAUUUUGACCGCCAACAGCAACAAGCUCAGUCAACCAUUCCUCAACAACCAGACCCGAAAUCAACAGGUGGGUCGAGCUCUGUAGACACUAGCACUGAACAGGACCAACAACAGAAGCCCAGCCAGUGAAGCUGUGAAAGGUUUGCCUGUGUCGUUUACCAGCUGCCUGGAUUGGCAACCCCACACAGGGGUGGCUUUGCUCCUUCCUCUAACCUUUUGCACACGCGGACAUAAGGACAGUCAGAAGGCUGACGCGUUCCCCCUGGUUAGUUCGCUGACGGGCUUUAGAGAAGAGAAUAAUGGCAGAGAAAAGGCAGCAGUUAGUCUAAUCCAACUAACUGAGGCUCUGACGUUGGGAAAAGGGUGACUACAGAACCCAUGAUGCAGUUAAUCCAAGUUUGCAAUUGCCUUUUACCAUGGCGCCUUCUAUUUCUAUUGUAUACUGUUUUUUAUUCGUUAUUUUUUUCCUCUUGAUGAGAUGGAAAGAAUCUUCAGCAUACAAAGAAGAGUGUUAACCUGUGUCAGGGUGAAAACACACAGAAAUGGGUGUACUGUGAGAGGAGACUAAUGUUAACACCACAGAUAAAAAAGAAAGAAAGGUAAUGACGGAUUGUCUUUUCUCUACAUUUGACUUGUGUUUCUCUAUCAUGAGAUAUAAUUCCACUGCUCGACCCACAACAGCACGUUCGUAGGUUUGGAAUCAUUUCUUCUUGGCAAACUUCUGAGACAUCUUUCAGCCAGGUCAUUUCUUCUUCACAUCAUUAAUAAUUUUACUUGUGGAUGCCGAGGAGUAAAAGGUUCUAAAGGUUUUGGGACAACUUAUUUCCAAUGUUGUGGCUUCAUUUUUACCUUUAAGUGUAUGAGUAGGCAUUAUGAAUAAUAUAAGAUAGCACAACUCUGAAUUCAAGGGUGUUUUGUCCAUCUUUAAAAGAGGGUGAGCAAUUCUGUAGAGCUAUGUCCUACAUCUCAGAUGCUUUAAAUGAUGCAUAUUUUUCAUAUCUUGUUCUGCUUAAGUUGACAUGUGAUGGGGAACAAAGAAGCUUUCUGUAAAAAACAUAAACUGCAGCUUAUACAUAAAGACAUUGUUAACUUUUCUUGGUAUGAUCCUCAGCCAUUAAACAAAAAACUGAAAGGUGAAGCCCACAGCAGAUGGAGAACGACUUCAGCUACUGUUUAAGUUGAUCAGUAUUGUUGUGAAACAAGGGAUUUAGUCAAAAAAUAAAAUAAAGAAAAUGCC